UCUCUCUCUCUCUCUCUCUCUCUCUCUCUCGUUUCCCUUUCAUUCUGCUUCCCCGGUGCCGAAUGAAGCAGGGAGCAGGAUUAGAGUCUGCCACCGGCUAUCAGAGGAGCCUAGAUAAAAGGAACUGCUUCUUAAGCGCCACUGCAGCAGCCCUGGUUAAUUUUUUUUUUCCUUUCCACACAACAGUUGUGCCUCAUUAUCCGGUGCCUGGCUCGGAUUUUUUUUUUUUUUUUUUUUUUUUUUGGUGGAGGUUUUGAAGUUUCUUCAGUGACUGUUACAGAAGAAGAGGUGUUGGUGUUGCGGUGAAGUCUUGCUUGUCUGCUUUUAUGAAUGAAACUGACCUAGGUCACCUGUUACCUCCAGUUUUCAGAUUGUUUGAACUUCUCUGGCCGCACAAUACAGGAGGGAAGCCUGAAGCAGCAGGACCCGCUGCGCCUGCAGCAUGGGCUGGCUCGCCAGGAUCGCCUGUCUUUUCUGGGGAGUGUUACUUACAGCCAGAGCCAGCUAUCAGAAUGGGAAGAACAAUGUGCCAAGGCUGAAAUUAUCCUACAAAGAAAUGCUGGAAUCCAACAAUGUGAUCACUUUCAACGGCUUGGCCAACAGCUCCAGUUACCAUACCUUCCUUUUGGAUGAGGAACGGAGCAGGCUGUAUGUUGGAGCAAAGGAUCACAUAUUUUCAUUCAACCUGGUUAAUAUCAAGGAUUUUCAAAAGAUUGUGUGGCCCGUAUCUUACACCAGAAGGGAUGAGUGCAAGUGGGCUGGAAAAGAUAUUCUGAAAGAAUGUGCGAAUUUCAUCAAGGUGCUUAAAGCUUACAAUCAGACUCACUUGUACGCCUGUGGAACGGGGGCUUUUCAUCCGAUUUGCACCUACAUUGAAAUUGGACAUCAUCCUGAGGACAACAUUUUUAAGCUGGAAGAUUCACACUUUGAAAAUGGCCGUGGGAAGAGUCCAUAUGACCCUAAACUGCUGACAGCAUCUCUUUUAAUAGAUCCAAGGUUCAUUAGUGCCCACCUCAUCCCGGAGAGUGACAACCCUGAAGAUGACAAAGUAUAUUUUUUCUUCCGUGAAAAUGCGAUAGACGGAGAACACACUGGAAAAGCCACUCACGCUAGAAUAGGUCAGAUAUGCAAGAACGACUUCGGGGGGCACAGAAGUCUGGUGAAUAAAUGGACGACAUUCCUCAAAGCUCGUCUGAUCUGCUCGGUGCCAGGUCCAAACGGCAUUGACACUCACUUUGAUGAACUUCAGGAUAUAUUCCUAAUGAAUUCUAAAGAUCCUAAAAAUCCAAUUGUAUAUGGAGUGUUUACAACUUCCAGUAACAUCUUCAAGGGGUCAGCUGUGUGUAUGUAUAGCAUGAGUGAUGUGAGAAGGGUGUUCCUUGGUCCAUAUGCUCACAGAGAUGGUCCCAACUAUCAGUGGGUGCCUUAUCAAGGACGAGUCCCCUACCCACGACCAGGAACUUGUCCCAGCAAAACAUUUGGUGGAUUUGACUCUACCAAAGACCUUCCUGACGAUGUUAUAACAUUUGCAAGAAGUCAUCCAGCCAUGUACAAUCCAGUGUUUCCUAUUAAUAACCGCCCAAUAAUGGUCAAAACAGAUGUAAAUUAUCAGUUUACACAAAUUGUAGUGGAUCGAGUGGAUGCAGAAGAUGGCCAGUAUGACGUCAUGUUUAUUGGAACAGAUGUCGGAACCAUUCUUAAAGUGGUUUCAAUUCCUAAAGAGACUUGGCAUGAUUUAGAAGAAGUUCUGCUGGAAGAAAUGGCAGUUUUUCGGGAACCAACUACUAUUUCAGCAAUGGAGCUUUCCACUAAGCAGCAACAGCUCUAUAUUGGCUCCAUGGCGGGGGUUGCCCAGCUGCCUCUGCACCGGUGUGACAUCUAUGGGAAAGCCUGUGCGGAGUGCUGCCUCGCCCGAGACCCUUACUGUGCCUGGGAUGGCUCCUCCUGCUCUCGCUAUUUUCCUACUGCAAAGAGACGCACAAGACGACAAGAUAUACGAAAUGGGGACCCGCUAACUCACUGUUCAGACUUACAACACCAUGAUAAGCACCAUGGCCACAGCCUUGAAGAAAGAAUCAUCUACGGGGUAGAAAACAGCAGCACGUUCCUGGAAUGCAGCCCAAAGUCACAGCGAGCUCUGGUCUAUUGGCAGUUCCAGAGGCGAAAUGAAGAGCGAAAAGAAGAGAUUAGAGUGGACGAUCAUAUCAUCAGGACAGAACAAGGCCUUCUCCUGCGUAGUCUACAGCGGAGGAAUUCAGGCAACUACCUGUGUCAUGCCGUGGAACACGGAUUCAUGCAAACUCUUCUUAAAGUGACCCUGGAAGUCAUUGACACAGAGCAUCUGGAAGAACUUCUUCAUAAAGAUGAUCAUGGAGAUGGCCCUAAGACCAAAGAAAUGUCCAACAGCAUGACACCCAGCCAGAAGGUCUGGUACAGAGACUUCAUGCAGCUCAUCAACCACCCCAACCUGAACACAAUGGAUGAGUUCUGUGAACAAGUUUGGAAAAGGGACCGAAAACAACGUCGCCAAAGGCCAGGACACGCCCAAGGGAACAGUAACAAAUGGAAGCAUUUACAGGAAAAUAAGAAAGGUAGAAACAGGAGGACCCACGAAUUUGAGAGGGCACCCAGAAGUGUCUGAGUUUCAUUACCUCUAGAAACCUCAAACCAGUAGAAACUUGCUUAAGACAGUAACUGGAAAAAAUGCAAUAUACAUGAACUUUUUUCAUGGCAUUAUGUGGAUGUUUACAACGGUGGGAAAUGCAACUGAGUUCCACCAAUUAUAAAUUAAGUCCAUGAGUAACUUUCCUAACAGGCUUUCUUCCUAAUGCCAACACGUAAUAGAGGUCAGGUGAACACAGAUGUUCCCUGUAUAAGUCUUAACGUUGUCUAUGGGAUUUCACUGUACAGGUUUUGCUUUCUUUGCCUGAGAAAUAAAAAUGUCAUUUGCCAUAUUGCCAUCUAAAGAAGAAAAAUUGCAUCAGCAAAGCCAUUUUAUUUAACUAAAACUUUAAAAUAAACUGCAUGGAUUUACUAAGCUGAUGAAUAUUCCAAAACGUGGUUGGAUUCAUGGAUAUUUCUGUCUACCAGCACUCCCAUUUAUAUGUACUGGAGGAGUAAAAUGAUACUGAAUGAAAUGGUCUGUGGAAAUAUGAAAAACAUAAACCAUCCAUCAUCCAGAAGAAAAAUGGAAUACACUGAUCUACUACUGAUGUCUUCUUUCAGCUUUGAUCUAAAGAUGUAUUUUAUUAAAACUAUAAUUUAAAUGUACCAUGACAAAUAUGCAGUAAAAUUUAGCUCUUUCCUAAGCUAGAGUAGGUUUUUGUCUUACAAUUAUUGUGCUAUAUAGUUUUUGCUUUAAAAAUACCAAUUCUGUGCUGCUUUCUUUUUCAAAAUUUUGUUUUCUGUUCUGCAAGAAGUAUAGCCAAUAAUACUGUUUUAGAAAUAUAUACACAUCAUUAGAAGUUAAUUCCUAAAACCUGGAUAAAUUAUGUUUUAUUUUUCUGGGAUUUCAAACAAAUAACACGUCUCCUUCUUUAAGUAUUAUCUAAAUUAAUCUUAACCUGCAUAAUGUUCUUGGAAAAACAGAGCAUUUAAUCCCCCCAAAAAGGGAAGAAAAAAAUGCAUUUUGUUGUAUCUAAUGAAUAAAUGAGGGGAAAAGGAGCUGCAUAUUUCUUAAAAUUAAUAAGCAUUAUCUUAAUAUAAUAUUAAUAGAAAAUGUCUCUUAAUUCUGAGCUUGAAUCCCUGCAUGAUAUUUGAGACAUAAGAACUCUCUCUCUCUCAUGAUUCCAUUAGGAAUUACACCUGUGCCACCUAAUAUUUUUUUAAAAGAGAAAUCAGUAAUAUUAAGAACACUAUCUUAAAAGCAAAUUUCUUAACUCUGUUUACGUCUGUAUCAACUGCCUCUUAUUUCUCAUUAAUACAGUUAUGUCUAAAGAACAUUAAUUCUUUUCAUGUCAGUGGGAGUGACUUUUAUACAAACUGUUUUUCCAGGACACAAUCCACACUUAAAACAUGUAAAACUCUUUGUCUCUUGCAACAACUUAUAAAAUAAGGUAAUGAUUAUUAACUAAGCACUUGCCUGCUUUAUUGUCCUAAGAUGAUUCCUUGCGAGUCAUUGACUUCAAGGCACAUAGAACCAUGAGCAUUACAGUAAUUUCUUUUGCACUGCAUUCCCCUUGCCAGAAAUCCCUCUGUAGGCCCUUCAACAUGCACAAAAAUGCAAAAGAAGCAUCCUAUUGCUACUUAAUGAAAGCAGCACUGAAAUUCUAACUCUGCCUUGGGAUUCUAAUGAACUCAGCUUUAACUUCUCACCUCCGACUACAGUGAAUUUUCUAAAAUUUCUCUAUCAGCUGAAAGUUUUCACAGAUUGAAGCUCAUGUUACAGUUUUAAUGAUUAUGUUGAAUAAACAAUUUGUUGACACUUGUUUCAAAUGAAAGCCUAAAAAUAUUCAACAAUUUUAGGCUCCAUUGAUGAAUACAGUAUUACUUUUAGAAGUACAUCCUCUGAUGCUAUCUGAAUUUUAAAUUAUUUGAAGAACACACUCAUAUAUAUAGAAAAAAAAGUGUAAAAGGUAAAUCAAAGAACAAAGAGUAUUCCACAAAUAGGUCAUUCUUUUAUUUUUGUAUAGUAUCUUAACUGUACUAAAAUUCGGUGUUGCAUUUCACUCUAUAUUUGCAACUGAAACAAAUUUAUUCUCAAUAACAAAAGUAUCUUAUUUCUUAUUAGUCUUCAAAAAUAAAAGAUUUGAAGGGCUAGAGAUAAUAAUUUCAGGAUGUCUUCCAAUAUCUAAAUGUAUUUUGUUUAGCAUUGUGAAAUACCCAUGGAAAGAAAGUCUAGACUUCAAAAGAAAUAAAAACUAACAAAUCUACUGGCAUGUCUUUAUAAACCAUCAGGUCUAAGUUUUCAAAGAAAAUUAUGGCUAUAACUUGCAGGUAAAUAACUCUUAUUACAGUUACAGUCUUCUGCCAAUGUGUACUGACAGGGGACAGGUUGCACGAAAAAUAAUGUCCCAUUCAAUUUAGCUCGAUAGACUGAUAUAUGCAUGGAUCAUCAGAGUUGAAAACAAGUUAAGAGACUCCUGUGUCCUUAAGCAAAUUAUGAUGGCAGUCUUAAGGUAGGCAAAGUGUACAUUGCAGCAGAGAAUUAUGGCCCAGUUGAAAUGAAAUGUAAAAUGUAAAUGCAUGUAAAUGCACAUUUAAUAGUACUUUUUAUGUAUUACUUAGUGAUUUUCAAUGGUAUGUGCUUAAUAUUUUUGCUACCUACACAUUAGGCAAAGAGAUGUAAAUAAUUUUGAAAAGAAGACGAGUGUACAAUGCAACAUUGUAGAGGUACUCUAUUUCAGUGUGUUCAACAUCCCCCGAAAAUGCCAGAAUUCCCACCUGGGUGACAAGGUGGUUUAAGUGCUAUUUAAGGGCAGGAGGUGUGUGCCCACUCAGUAAGCAUGUUUUUUUCCAGGUAGUACACAUGUUCCAUAUCUGUAUUUAUCAUUGCAUUUCAGAUGGGAACUACAAAACUGGAAAGAAAAUGUAAUGAAACUGCUGCUGUAAAUUAUUCCUUUCGGCAUGUAUUCAGUUGCUAA
Myotis lucifugus (little brown bat) is the source of this 5582-nucleotide messenger RNA. RefSeq names its product semaphorin 3A (gene SEMA3A). The transcript is spliced from 16 exons. Gene Ontology annotation, biological process: semaphorin-plexin signaling pathway; neural crest cell migration; negative chemotaxis. Lineage: Eukaryota; Metazoa; Chordata; Mammalia; Chiroptera; Vespertilionidae. The record is from RefSeq and is a predicted model, not a curated record. Gene Ontology annotation, molecular function: neuropilin binding; chemorepellent activity; semaphorin receptor binding. Bases 443 to 2641 code for a protein of 732 amino acids.